Molecule: messenger RNA, 1773 nt
Organism: Contarinia nasturtii (swede midge)
Lineage: Eukaryota; Metazoa; Arthropoda; Insecta; Diptera; Cecidomyiidae
Exons: 2
Coding region: 261-1667 (468 amino acids)
Source: RefSeq, a predicted model, not a curated record
UAUCAAACUCAAUCAUCUUUCAUAUACACUGUAUAUUGUCCUAUUUCAUUUCAAAUGUUUCGCGUUUAAUUAACCUUUUUUUAUUCACUGAGUAUUAAUUCGCGAACAUAUUUGAAUAGAAAUUCGAUUAUCAACUAGUCUAAUGUAUAUUUCAGAUGCAUUACACGUUAAGAGUAUAAAAGUCAAUAAGCAGAUCUGUAAAGUUAUCACUUUUAAGCUAUUUUAUCUAUUGAAAGACUUUUUUCUACAAAAGUUGAAAAAUGAUUUUUUUUUGUGGUUUGGCUUUGGCCUUAAUGCCUUUUAUAAUCGAAUGUGAAGGAGGGAAUUUGAUUGGAACCGCAAAACAUCCAAUCAUCGAGGCCAGUGCAAACCAAUCAGAACUGCCAAAUCAUAUACUGGAAGAUAUUCUCUACAAAGCUGGUUUUGAAGCAGCGAAGAAAGCAGCACAAAUAAAAAUAAGAUCCCGUGGAGCAAUCAAUAGAAUAUUUGAAGAUAACAUAAUAAUUAUCAAGCCAUAUCCACACGAGAAACACGAAGAAAUCAUUGAGUUUGAUCAAAAAGACGAACAUUUUCUUAAAAUUCAGGAUUAUGGCAAACUGAUGAGACUUUUUCAUCAUUUUGGUGAACAUGUCAGGAGAAUUCAUAUAUAUUACUAUUAUAUGGAUGAUGAUAUGCGUCGUGAUAUCAACGAAAAUAUCAUCAAAAAAUAUGCAAACCAAUUGACUGAGCUUGAAAUUUACACGCCUCAGGUUUGGUCAGAGUCACAAAAUGAACGAAUUUGGCAAGAAAUUUCGAAUGAAAAUGGAGAAAUUCAUUUUCCAAAAGUGAAAAAGUUCAAAUAUACCGGUCGAAUCAGUAGAAAAUCAUUCGAUGUGAAUUCAAUACUUCCCAGUAUUGAAAUUUUCAAAUUGCAUGGUGACGUAGACGACAUAAACUGCUUGGCAAAUGUGCGGCACCUGAAGGAGUUAUCACUUAAUACUAAGUCAAUUGGUGAAGAUCUACUAGUAAAUAUUAUUGCAAAUAAUAAACAGAUAACUAAGCUCACGCUUUGGAAUUACAACACAAUAAGAACUGUUCGAUCGAUUCGCGAAAAUUUAAAAGAUCUAAAAACACUGAUUGUUAAAUAUGUUGGAAAUGAUUUUUUCGUUCCAACAACUAAUAAGGUGUAUAAUUUUACAUCAGUAACUAGCUUUAGUGUCUUUGGAGUAAUGGCAAGUUUAUAUAGAAAUAUUUCAUUUGAUAUGCCUAACCUGGAAAAUCUCAAGUUGGUCGGAUGGAAUAUUGAUCAUCGAAUUUCUAAUUUUGUCAAUCGUUUCCACAAAUUGGAAACUGUAUAUGUGGAUGGAUUAACUGGAAAAAGUUCAAUGAGUUGUAUUAAAUCAAUGAUUCACGUUAAAGAAUUCGCUACAAUUGACUUUGGAAAUAGUAAACUGUCAUCUUUGAAAGACUUUUUCGAAAACUUUGAUAAAACCACAUCAAAUUUAAAGACAUUGAAGUUGUAUAAUUUCAAUUUUUCGGAAUAUUUUCGUUAUGAAGAUACAAUGAAUGAGAUAAAUAGUCAUUUGAAAGAAAUUUACAAACCAACAUGGAAAUUAUCUUAUGGGAGUGGACGAAGGGGAACAUCCAGACAUUAUUACUUGAUAUUUAAACGUGAUCUAAAUUCAUAACCAAUAAUGGUUUUUUUCGAGUUCAAAAAAAUUAUUUGAAAAAACGAUGUGAGUUUAAAUUGAAAUUGAUAAAUAAAACAUUUCCUCUUAAUAAAAGAGCUAAUCA